UCAACAACAACAUGAAGCUCAUCGUGGUCGUUUCCGUACUUUCCUGCGCGCUAAUGCUCGAAGCGGUUCCCUUCGGGCCGCUUGGCUUGGGCUCAAGAGCAGCGCACGCCCUUGGCAAUCAUCUAUUAGGACUUGGCAGUCGUGGCGAGCGCGGCCUCGACGAUGUAGCCGGCAACUACAGUCCUGAGGGCAUCCAAGACAAUCUGUCCAACUUGGACGCUGAUGGCAAUCCGAUAGUUGAGGGAGCGCGUAUUGGUGCUGGUCUAUUGAACGAAGGCGCUCGCGAUAUUGGUAUCGGUGAUUUGGGACUGGGAGGGGGAGAGUCGCACAGCAGGAGGUACGCCAACGGCAGGAACCGAGCCGCUCAGAAUUAUAACAGAGGCGAGGGCGGCGCAGAGAACCAGUACGCACACAACGCUGGCGCUAAGGAGUUCCACAAUGUUGGACAGCGCCACAAUAAGGCCGUGACGGUGACCAAAUCCGAGAACGACGAGAGCCACAACAUAGGCGGCUCCGCGGCUCACAACAUCGGAGCCAGGGCAGGCCGCCGGUUCCACAACCACGCUAACGGUGCCGUCGACCGAGCCAACGACUACGCCCAGGGUGACGACCAAUCUACUGGCUUGAUCCAGUAAGGAAUAUAAUCUUAAACUAAGUAUUUCUAUUUCUUAAAUGUGUUCAAUAAAUACGUUUUCUAUUAAAAUGUAUUUUAUUCCCAAAACUAUUA
This is a messenger RNA of Colias croceus (clouded yellow), 727 nucleotides long. RefSeq lists its product as uncharacterized. The record is from RefSeq and is a predicted model, not a curated record. Lineage: Eukaryota; Metazoa; Arthropoda; Insecta; Lepidoptera; Pieridae. The transcript has 3 exons. The coding region runs from base 12 to 635 and encodes 207 amino acids.